Messenger RNA from Drosophila albomicans, 1281 nucleotides. Its product is annotated as prosaposin-like. The coding region runs from base 51 to 1124 and encodes 357 amino acids. The transcript is spliced from 6 exons. The record is from RefSeq and is a predicted model, not a curated record. Lineage: Eukaryota; Metazoa; Arthropoda; Insecta; Diptera; Drosophilidae.
UGUCAAACAUAACUUUAUACUUUGCUUUGAGUUUGAAUUUAAUAAGUAAAAUGCAAAACGGUCCCAGUUUAGUCAGUGGAGCAGUGUUUUUUUGCUUCCUGAUCGUAUCCUCAACAUGUCUUGGAGAAGUUGGCAACGAUGUUAGUUAUCAAAGUGACAGUACUGAGAGCGACUUCGAAUCAAAAGGACAGAGCGUCAUCCAACCUGAUCAGACGUCUUGCACAACAUGUACCCUAAUGGCACUAGCAUUAAAGAAAUUUGUCAAUCAACAUUAUGAUAUGAAGACAGCUCUGGAUAGCGUGUGCUCUGUGCAGCCAAAUGAAGAUCUGAAAAAUAAAUGCUGGGAAAUGUUAGAAACGCACAAACUUCAGAUUAUUGAAUUAUUGUCGAAAAAUGUAGCUUAUCAAGAAAUUUGCAGAACUAUUAACAUGUGCUCAUUGCUGGAGGAUGGAUAUGAAAACAUCCAACUCGUGGACACAUUCCCCGAGUCGACUGAUGAUGAAUAUUCCAUCGAAAAAAUUCCAUUUUUGGUAGAACAGCAUAAUUGGCUGAAAGGAGCAGAAUGCUACGUUUGUAAAAAAGUUAUUAAAAAGAUUAAAAAAUUUGUGGAACACCAUAACGACAAGGGUAGUAUUGAGAGGGCAAUGGUUAAUAUCUGCCAGAAGAUACGUAUAUUUCCGCGUAAGUGCGGAAAAAUGGUGGAUAAACACUACAAUAAGAUUAUCGACCUAAUAUUAGAGCGUGUUAAUAACAAAAAAAUCUGCAAAAGAAUUGGAAUGUGUAAAUGUUUUAUUCGAAAUGAAGAUGUUGAACUGUUUCAAAAGGACACGGAAACAAGUAAAGCACUGCAGGGACUACAAUUAGAAAAUCCUAAGCAAGGUCCUUUUCGUGUAAUUUGUGAAUUCGUUCUGGAAAAGUUUGAGAUGUUACUAGACACUAAAGAGAAACGAAACGACAUCUUGCGCAGAAUGCUCUUUACCUGUGAUAAACUUCCAACCUUUAUGCAUGAACCGUGCCAAGAUGUCAUACAUAGUUAUGGUUAUGCUCUCUUGGAUUUGCUAAGCAAAGUAACGCCCCAUGAUUUCUGUCACAUUCUCGCAAAUCGUUUAGAUCUGACCAACUGAGUAGACAGAAAAGCAUACAGAGAUCUGAUAAAUCACUUAAUCAAUUAAUCUUAUUAAACUUCCUAAAUUUAUUUCUUGUGUAUUGGAAGUGGAUGCCGCCAAACGAUAAUAUCAGCGGUACGGAUUAUAAAUUUAUAAAAUAAAAAUAAAGCACAAA